Eupeodes corollae is the source of this 3145-nucleotide messenger RNA. RefSeq names its product lysosome membrane protein 2. Gene Ontology annotation, molecular function: scavenger receptor activity. Bases 973 to 2664 code for a protein of 563 amino acids. The record is from RefSeq and is a predicted model, not a curated record. Gene Ontology annotation, cellular component: membrane; cytoplasm. NCBI's taxonomy places the organism in Eukaryota, Metazoa, Arthropoda, Insecta, Diptera, Syrphidae. The transcript has 10 exons.
ACUCUUCUCAAGCCAACUCAGACUAACUAUACAAAUAAAUGGACUUGCUUGCAGCAAACUAAAUAAAAACUACUUCAGAGUUUGCCUAGACUUGAAAGAUACAAGUGUCUCACUGGAGGAGAAGAAAAAAGAAAAAUUGAUAAAAGUAAAAUAAAAUGCGUUAAUACUAUGCGCACCACCGCUGCCGCCGCUCUGAGAUCAAGCCUGGCUUUUUAGACCAAGUUAGUGUUAAAAUUGUUGUUGCUUUGGUAAUUUUCUGAAUGAAGUUGGCUCUCAUCUCAAUCGAUGUCUUAUACCGAAAGAUGAUAAUCCUAUAAAGGUCUAGGCAAUAAGCUCAAACCUCUCAUUUCGUUGUGAAUUUUAAAACGUGCGAUUAGCUCGUGGUCUUGACGCGUGUGUUGACAAAAAGAUUUAUUAUUGUCUAUAUGUUCCCUUAUUUUAUUUCUUGGUUAAAUUGUGUGUGCUUUAUUUUGUCAAUGCAAAAUAAAUAAAAUAAUAGAUUUUUUGAAAAGAAGUAAAUUUUGUUAAUAUUAUAAGCUUGAAAGUUCAAAACAGUGUAAAAAGUAAAAAAUUUACAAAAAAAUUAAAAAAAGUAAUAAUAUAAUAAAAAUAUUAUAUUAAUCCAAAAAAUAAAGUGCAAGUUCUUUUGUUUUAUCAAAAAGAAACAAGAGUGUUUCCAAGUUUGAAAACAUAUCAAGGAAAAUAAAGAUAUAUUGAAACGAUAAGCGGAAAUCGGGAACUAAGGAAUUUAAAUAGCUACAAAGUUUAAAAACAGCAACACUCCUUAAAAUAGUGAGUUAUCAUUGAAUCGAUGUGGAUGUCAUUUGGUUUUGAUGCCGCAAGUUUGAGGAAAAAAGUGAAUUUACACGUAAUUGUAAAUAAAUAAAUAAAUAAAAGAAACAUAUCUACACAACAUCGCAUCUGGAGAAGAUAAACGUUUAAAGGGAUAUCGAAUUCUGAAUAAAGAUCACCAUGAAGCUAUUUGGUUCUAACAAACGAAAUAAUUUAAGAAUACUAAAAUGCGCAGCACUUGGAUUGGGCCUGUUGACAACAUCUAUAUUAGUUAUCGUCUUUAAUCCAGUUCAAAUGGUCGCCGAUAACAAACUAACAAUGUCCGAAGGGACGUUUUUGUAUAAGUUAUGGCAAAAGCCCCCGUUGGAUGUGUUCAUUAAGGUGUUUAUGUUUAAUGUGACCAACUAUGACCGUUUCGUGCGGGGGCUGGAUAAGAAGUUAAAACUGGAAGAGGUCGGGCCAUAUGUGUACCAAGAGUACCUGGAGCAUCACAAUGCCACAUUCAAUGCAAAUAACACACUCUCGUACAAUCCUCUGCGAAGAGUAAAAUUUAUUCGGGAGCAGUCAAUCGGGGAUCCUAAGACCGACAUGAUAGUCUCGCCGAACAUCCCUUACAUGGGGAUAACUGCGGCAGCAUCGAGUAUUUCGAUGUUCAUGGCAUUUGCUGUGCGGACACUGGUGCGGCAAUUCGAUGCAAAAGUCAUGCUUAAGGUCAGUGUCGAUGAGUAUUUGUGGGGCUAUGAGGAUCCACUGGUGAAAAUUGCCUCCAAGCUGGUGCCGAGUGUGAUAAAUUUUCAAAAGUUCGGGCUCCUGGACCGGAUGUUUGAUGAGGGAACCAAUUUGGUGACUAUUAAUCUACCCCGUAAACCAGGUAGCAAGAUAGAACCAACGACCACAGAGACAGAGAAGGACGAUGCCGCAGACAGAAAUUCCGAGUUCGAUAACUUUAAGCCAUUGUCGAGGGACUUCUCCAUCGACAACUGGAAUGGAUUGAGAGGUUUGUCACAAUGGGGAUAUCAUGAGGGGUCGUCGAAUACCGCGUGCAAUACAUUAAAGGGAUCAUUUGAUGGAACUUUGUUCCCAAAAACCAUGACGCAAGGAGAUACGUUCCGGGUUUAUCGAAAGGCUUUUUGUCGGACGUUGCCUGUAAUUUAUUCACAUCCUGGUUCUCUUGAUGGUGUUGAUGCGUAUUUCUUUAAAUUGGCUGAAUAUGCUUUUGAUACGAAUAUUUCAGAUCCAGAAACAGCUUGUUUUUGUAAAGAUAGGAUGUGUUUGAAGAGAGGAUUAGGAAGAAUAACACCCUGUUAUUACAAUAUUCCAAGUGCGAUUUCUUUUCCACACUUUUUUAAUGCUGAUCCUAGUUUAAUUGGAAACAUAGAUGGUCUUAACCCAGACGUCAAGAAACAUGGUUCUGAAAUUGUUAUUCAACCGCAACUUGGAGUUCCAAUGAGAGCGUUUACACGAUUUCAAGUAAAUUUACUGAUGGGUGACAUAAGUUUUAACUCAGAGAUGAGUGCUUUCAAAAAUAUGGUGCUGCCAAUAUUUUGGUUGGAAAUUGGUGUGGAGAAACUAACGCCUGAACUGAUAUUAUUGCUGCAGUUACUGUUCAACGUCUUCCCUUACGUGCAAAUGGGGCUUGCCAUUCUGAUGGGAGCAGCUGGGGUAGCCACAAUCGGAUUUGCCUCCCUCUUGCUCCUCUGUGUGCAGAAACCAAUCAAGCCAUUACGGGAUAUCGACCAGAAGUUCGAACUCCGCCGAUACUCGGGGGCGUAUCUAUUUCCAAUAAUUAAGAAGGAAAUCAGCAAAUUUGCUGACGAAGACGAUGCUGAGCAGCUGCAAAGUCUUACCGAAAUGCCCGCCGAGGAGAAUUGAUUGAGAUGAAAAGCAAAACAAAUACGAAAAAUAAAAUGAAAUGAAAUGAAAGUGACUUCGGAUUCGAAUCGAAUUUGGAUUCGUAUUCGUAUUCUGAAUCAGAUUUUAGCCAGAGAAACAAGAAGACUGCACACACAAUUUUCCUACCAACGCACGACGGAAUACAUACAUUUAUGCGAUAAGGACCAAGCGAAGCGAUACAUAAGCAAAAUUAUUAAGGACUAAGGAAAUUAAGGACAAAGCAACAUGCUGUGAUAUAUUUUCUACUUUAAGUGAACUCAAUUUAUUUAAGGGAAUGGAGUGAGUUAGACUUUUCGUGGUUGAGUGGGUUUUUCUGUUUUAAUUUUAACGUUUAAUAAAUUUAUAUAUUUGUACUUUUUGUUUUAUAAUAAUAUGUUAUAAUAAAUAAGAUAAAUAAAAUAAAAUAAAAGAAAAAAGAUAAAUAUAACAAAUAACAAUAAAUAAAUUAAAUAAAUAUAAA